AUGACCACCGAGACGUUUUCGAAAGAGCUGGACGCUCACAUCGUGACCCUGUUAACGAGGAUCUCGUCGUUCAAAGAGAGCAACGCGGAACCGGUAGAAAAGAAAGCACCGAUGUCGAUAGAGGCUCGCAGUCUCGAGCUCUGGAGGGCCGUGGCCGUUGAGUGUUUCGCAACUUUCGUCUUCAGUCUCGUUGUAUCCGGCGCGGCUGCGUCUUCCGCGGUUUCCGGAAGCGGUCUCUCCGUCUUGGCAACCGCUGUCGCAUCCGGCUUCGCGAUCUCGGCGAUCUGCUUCAUCUUUGGUCACAUCAGUGGUGGCCACGUGAAUCCAGCUGUCUCCGUGUCUUUCGCUUUGUGUCGACGGGUCUCUCUCCUCCGAGCUGCUCUCUAUGUCGCCGCACAGUGCGGAGGUGGCAUAGCCGGUGCUGCGAUGCUGUACGGGGUGACCACGCCGUCCAACACGCAGACCUUAAGUUCCAUAGGCCGCCUCGGGGGCCCUAUCGAGAGGCUUCUGGUUGAACUGACACUCUCUGUGCUGAUAGUUCUGGCCCAUUUCACCUCCGAAUCCUCGAAAGCGUUGUCAACGUCAAUCUCAUCGAAACCAGCUGGCGUAUUAGCCGCAGCUUAUACAGCUGCCACUUUGGUUUCGAGCCCGUUUUUGAAUCCCGCUCGCGCGCUUGGGCCAGCGUUCGUCAGCAACCGUUGGGACAACCACUGGGUGUACUGGGUGGGUCCGCUGUCCGGUAGCGCGGUAGCGGCCCUUCUCCACGAGUACGUACUGAACCCAAAACGGUCCAGGGACCCGCGUGACAUGGACGACGGUGACAACUCGUCGAUGAGAUCCGACGAGGACACGUACGACGACUUGGACAAACCGACCGGUCCCAAAUUCCCGAGCGCGUACGCCACCUAUCGUCCGGUGGCCGGGGCGUCCUCCUCCAUUUACAGCGCCCCGCCGACAGCUCUGGAACGCGUCGAGUCUAUCUACGGGGGUACCAAGUCCCUCUACUGCAAGUCCCCGCCGCUGACCAGGGCGAAUUUAAAUCGCUCGCAAAGCGUGUACGCUAAGUCAACUUCCGGGGCGCGGGAUGGUCUGAUGAUCCCGAAACCGGGCCCACUGGUCCCCGCGCAGAGCCUCUACCCGAUCAGAAUAGGGCAAACCGGUUCGAGCUCGGGCGGCAGAGACAGCCAACAGCAAAACGGCUCGAACGGGCCGAGUCAAAGCUCGCAGAAUCACAACAGCACGAACCAGAAUAUGCAGAACCAGCUGCAACAGUGCACGCAGAGCAUUUACGGGAUCAGGGGGAUCUCGACGAGCCUCAGUAGCAGGGAGAACGGUGUCUACGGUAUGUCAGCGGGGACCAGCAUAUACGGUCGGGCCCCGGUCCCUCCCCCGGGUAGCCAGAAUCCUCAGCAAUCGGGUCCAAACGUCCAAUCCUCUGUUCAGACUCAUCAUCAGCAGCAACAGCAACAACAGCAGCAGCAGCAGCAGCAGCAACAACAACAACAGCAGCAGCAGCAACAGCAACAGCAACAACAGCAUCAGAACGGAACGAUAUCCACCAACUCGGACAACGCGGUGAAUUCUAGAAGGCCGGAGAGCAUGUACGGGCACAUUUCUAGACGCAGCGACGAUUCUGCGUACGGUAGUUAUCAAGGCUCGACGCGAGGUAAUUACGGAAAAGUACCUGGACCUCCUGGAUCAACCGGACCCUCUAAUGGGCCAUCUGGCCCUCCUCAGUAUCGCGAACAAGGAAGGCCCAGUCCAGCCGGGCCGUUGCAGCAGAACCAGCAAAGUACCUUCCAGAGGAAUUCACCGAAUCCUCAGUACUGACUAUAAAUCUCAUUGGACUUAAGUGAUCAUUUCCUUCUUUUUUUUUUCUCACAAGACUUGCUAAAUGAUCGAUUGAAUUGAUUAUUGGCAGCUUCUCAAGAGCGAUCCACGUGCAGUGAUCUUCUUGAAGGAACGAUGAUUAUUGUUGGACGUUAAUAGACUCGUACUGGACCAUUGAAAGGAACUGAAUGUGUGAUUGGAGAUUAAAGCACGUUGAGAAGAAGAGAUAUUGCAGUGCCAUCUUGUAGCGUGAUGAUGACAACAGCAAGAGAGAAUAUAGGAGAGUAGAAUAUAUCCUAGAAAUUGAUUACAGACUGUUUGUGUAGUUUUUGAAGUUACGUUGUAAUGUUCCAUAGAAAUUUGGAAUAGGCAAUGGUAUUUAUCGUUUGUCCUUAGGAAUGGAAUUAAUAUUGGUAUCCUUUGUCAUAAUUUAUCAAGAUCCGUCGUGACGAUUGUGAUUCUAUCGCACGAUGUGCAAGCUUCGCGCUUUACUCGACGUCGGGCAUUAGAUUGAUUUUUCAAUCAGGGAUCACUAUCGAUCGUUGCUCUGCUAUCUGGAAAGAUUCGAAGGCAAUGAACUUCAAUUUCUGAGCAGUUAGCUAUUAAACUCUUGUCUGGCUUUUGAAUCGAUCGACGAAGUAGACUGAUUGGAAUUUGAAUCAGUGUACCGUCGCGCAAGACUGAUCUCACAGAUACUUUUCUACAUGCGAUAUUAUAAAAAGACAAAAAAAAAAAAAAAAAAAAAUUC
This is a messenger RNA of Frieseomelitta varia, 2578 nucleotides long. RefSeq names its product neurogenic protein big brain (gene bib). Gene Ontology annotation, molecular function: water channel activity. The transcript has 4 exons. Gene Ontology annotation, cellular component: plasma membrane. The record is from RefSeq and is a predicted model, not a curated record. The coding region runs from base 1 to 1830 and encodes 609 amino acids. Lineage: Eukaryota; Metazoa; Arthropoda; Insecta; Hymenoptera; Apidae. Gene Ontology annotation, biological process: transmembrane transport.